Molecule: messenger RNA, 2426 nt
Organism: Conger conger (European conger)
Lineage: Eukaryota; Metazoa; Chordata; Actinopteri; Anguilliformes; Congridae
Product: ornithine decarboxylase 1-like
Exons: 10
Coding region: 248-1639 (463 amino acids)
Cellular component (GO): cytoplasm
Molecular function (GO): ornithine decarboxylase activity
Source: RefSeq, a predicted model, not a curated record
AAUGACAGUGAAAUUAGUAGAGAAUGGUUUGUAACCUAUAAAGGCAGCUCGGCGGAACCUCAGACACAUUCCCAGCCAGAGACAGUACAGUAGAUACAGUCAGGAGCUCAGCUGGUCAGGGCAGCACAAUACACUUUGUUUUAAGGUUUCCCGUCUAUUGGAUGUAGCUUACGCUUUGUGAAAGUUUUUUAAGAUAGUUUCGUGACCUGUUCCUGAGAAAGCAAGAAAGAGGAGAACCUGUGGGACCAUGAACAGCUUCACUUCAGAUGACUUUGGCUUCACCUUCCUGGAGGAAGGGAUUUCCGUCCAGGACUUCAUUGAGCAGAAGAACCAGGAGCUGUCCAUGUUGGACUCUGAAGAUGCCUUCUUCGUGGCGGAUCUGGGGGAAUUAGUGAAGAAGCACCAGAGGUGGGUGCGUUCCAUGCCUCGGGUCACGCCCUUCUACGCCGUCAAGUGCAACGACAGCCGGCCCGUUGUCAUGACGCUUGCCACCCUGGGGACGGGGUUCGACUGCGCCAGCAGGCAUGAAAUUGAGCUGGUGACGUCUCUCGGGGUGGACCCCAGCAGGAUCAUCUACGCCAACACCUGCAAGCAGGCGUCUCACCUCAAAUAUGCCGCCGAUCAAGGCAUCCAGAUGAUGACCUUCGACAGCGAGGCGGAGCUCGUUAAGAUCGCCCGUUGCUAUAAAGAUGCGAAGCUGGUCCUCCGCAUUGCUGCGGAUGACUCGGAUUCCUUGUUGACGAUGAGUGACAAGUUUGGGGCGACGAUGAAGACCGGCUGGAAGCUCCUGGAGCGCGGGCGGUGGCUGGACCUCGACAUCAUCGGGGUUAGCUUCCACGUGGGCAGCGCCUGCACCAACCCUGAUACCUACAGGAAGGCCAUCUCAGACGCCCGCGCCAUGUUCGAUGUUGGGAAACAACUGGGCUACAAAAUGACUCUUCUGGACCUUGGUGGGGGAUUCCCUGGGUACGACAUUCCGGACUUGUUUGUGUUUAAGGAGUUUGCCGCGGUUAUAAACGCAGCCCUGGAGGAAUACUUUCCUGCCGACUCGGACGUCAGAGUAAUCGCUGAGCCUGGCCGAUACUACCCGUCGUCAACCUACACACUGGCCGUCAAGAUCAUCGGCAAGAAGGUGGACAUUAAGGAGCCAUCGGGCGAUGAAGACAAAGAUGUUGGAGCCGACAACAAGACUAUGAUGUACUACGUGAAUGACGGGGUCCACUCCUCAUUCAAAUUCGUCCUUUUCCCCCACGCCUAUGUCCUGCCAGGUCCGCAGAAGAAACGCAAGCUGAAUGAGCGCACCUAUCCCAGCACCAUCUUCGGCCAGACCUGUGAUGGGCACGACCUCAUCGUGGAAGAGUUUGACCUGCCUGACCUGCAGGUGGGCGAGUGGCUGCUGUUCUACAACAUGGGGGCCUACACCGUCACCACCUCCACCACCUUCAACGGCUUCCCACAGCCUGACAUCCACUACGUGAUGUCCCGGAGCGCGUGGCAGCGCGUUCAGCAGAUCUAUGCUGCUCAGGGGCUGUGUGACUGCGAAGAGGCCGGUCUCACCGACGCUCCAGCAAGUGAUGGGAAACCCAGGCCUGCCCGCCUCAUAGAGCCCAAAAUCUCGGGGGGAUGGACGGGGCAGUAGCCUGUCCAUGAGGGCAUGUAGCAGGUACACGAGGGCUCGUAACAGUAAUUGUUAGAGAGAGUGUUAAUCCUCCUUCUCAAGGGUGUUGGGUGUGAAUUUAGAUUUUAUUAUUUAUUUUUUUUUUUUGAUUCAUUGGUGAAACUUAUAGAUGAUGAAGGCGUUAAUGAACGGGUUUUUCUGCACCACAAUGUUUUUCGUGGCCCGCCUUAAAGUUUUUUUUUCAUAUCACCUAACCGAAAGUAAAAAAAAAAAACCCUGGUUUUGAAAUGGUCUGCAUGUUUUGGUACGAAUUGGUCAUCCUGCCACUCUGGGCGUGGGAGACAUGGAAGACAGAAGUGUCUCUAGUGCCUCUGAAUAUGCAGGAACCGCACGAGUAGAAGAUAGCUCUAUGAGGUAGCUGCACUGUUGUGGGGCACCCGUGCAUCUCUUGCUCGACCCCUGCAAGCAAAAUGUAUUUUAAUGCACAAUCUGUCUAAGGUUGGAGCCUCUACACACUUCAGCUCUCAAUAGCCAAUAUCAAAUAAAUGCACACCUCACCCUGUCUCUUUUAAUACUCAUUUCUGCUCCCCUUAAUUUAAUUUAGCUAGCUUUAUGGUAGGGUACCGUAGCUUUAUGUAAGGGUAAGCAAUCAUGUUUUGAGAAACUUAUCUUGCCAUUUUAAUUAUUUCAUUUCAGUGGUACUUUCGAACAAUUAGUUAAACCUUAAGUAUUAAGUUUAGUUAAACCUCUUGCUUCUGGCACACAAUAUGUAACCCUUUAAUAAAGAUGUAACAUAUUCCAACAUCAA